GAGUUGACCAGGGCGCUCGAGAAAGAAGGGCGGUGGUUUCCACCAGAUCGCGAGAAGAAGGCGGAGCAGAUCCACAAGGAUGCUCAGGAGAUUCAAAAAGAUCGGAUACGUCGGAUACCCAAACACGAGGCACGGAAGAAAGCAAAAGCAAGAUUUCCCAAGGGGGGUGACAGCUUGAACCACAAGACCCAGACGGAUAGCGAGCUGCGUAAGAACUUGAGUGAUAAUGCAGAGCUGGUGUCAGGUUCCAGAAACCAAUUGCUGGAACGCAUCCUGAACCUGAACCGCAGUGGCCACAGAACUUCAGAAUAUUUGAUUUGA
Molecule: messenger RNA, 321 nt
Organism: Durusdinium trenchii
Lineage: Eukaryota; Dinophyceae; Suessiales; Symbiodiniaceae
Source: the annotation of a GenBank genome assembly